Parastagonospora nodorum SN15 is the source of this 870-nucleotide messenger RNA. RefSeq lists its product as hypothetical. NCBI's taxonomy places the organism in Eukaryota, Fungi, Ascomycota, Dothideomycetes, Pleosporales, Phaeosphaeriaceae. The transcript is spliced from 2 exons. Bases 1 to 396 code for a protein of 131 amino acids. The record is from RefSeq and is a predicted model, not a curated record.
AUGUUACUGGACGUGCCUGCUCUUUUGCCAUACUCACGUGGGCAGUGGCAGCGGCUCAAGUGGAAGAAACCUGGGGUAAUUGGGGCUCACGAGGAGUGGCUUCGGAAGAUGUGGGCGCACCUGACUCGCCAUGAGCGGGGUGACUUCGUGUCUGGACCUUCACAACCGAAGCGGCACGAUACCGCGGCAGCAAAGGCCCGCAAUGUGGCCGACAGUCACAAACCAUCGUGCGACGCAUGGCAUUCAACUAGAAUAUCCACAAUGCACAGUUCUGAACAGCAAAGUUAUGUACAGGAUUGUGACAAGCUUUACGCUCAGCCCACAGCGCCAACCCCCGCUCGCGAAGUGCGCAUGACCCUACAACCCCGGUAUGAGCACAAUUUUGCACCUCUGUAGGUCUACUGCUCGUUCGUCGUAAACCGUUCUUCGAAUCGACUAAGAUCUGAAUAGCACAACAACUCAAAGCUUCCGCCGUGUCGUCAAGUGUUGUUUCUUGUUCGCUUUUGUAUCUUGAAGUCCGCAGGUCUUUUGAUGGCGAUGUUAUCUUCAGUGCGGUAUUCCUCCAAGCUGUGGGCAGGGAAGCUUAGGAUGUACCAUGUCACUGAUGCAAGCAUUCUUCGUUGCGUAGCAAGCAGCGUUGCACUAGACUCGAUUGCUCGGCGGUAGUCUCUCGGACCUAUCUGCUGGUGGUUGGACAGAGGCGAAGCUGCUGGACCGGCAAUAUCUCCUUCCACGGUGAUGAUCCGGAAUAGCGUUGAGGAACAUGUCGCAGGACGCACGUGGCCGAUAAAGCAAGACCAGUGCGGCAGAAGUAGUAAGGGUAGACGUGAUAAUAAUUGGGGACGGCAUGAUUGGCACUGUUGCUGUGCC